ACUCAGUGUAAGAACAGUGGUUAAAAAUUUUACUUCAUCAAUGAUAGAUAUUACGUUAGUGGUUGAUUUUUAUCACAUACUAGUCGCUUGUUAUAAACGGGCUCAGACUUUAGGGAGCGCAUUUUGAUCAGGCGAGCGCCAUUUUGUUUUGGGCUUCAGAAGAGAAAAACGCCAUAGGGAGUAACACUGAGACAAUGCAACAUGGCGGCAAAUCCACUCAAUCGCUAGCUAAGCUAAUAUCGAUAAUUCGCGCUCCCUCAGAAAACGCCUGCAUACAUUUUGCAACACGUGGGCCCCUGUAACUGACACAAAACCAAUGUAGUGUACUUCAUAAAACUGAUGUGCCUCUUUACUAAAUUACGUGGUUAGAAAAUUAUCAAACCAUAAACUUAAGGUGGCGAAUGAUGAAAGUAUGAUGCUUCCUCUCCACUUUUACUACUUCUCACAUUAAACCAGUGAAUAUCUAAGCUGUCAGGAAUUCAUUCUCCCUUUUCUCUUUAUUAAACGUAGAGGGCCUCGCGACUGUGUAACAUCAUCAACAACGUUCAGUCAUGCUUCAAACAUCUGGCAUUGCCAUAGCGACGGUACACUCCGUACUUGUCAUCGUUGACAUCGUUGGAAAUUGUCUCGUUUGUGUGAUCAUAAAGAAACAUCGAGACAUGAGGACUCCCAUCAACUAUUUACUUGUGAACCUGGCUGUAGCGGAUGCCAUGUAUGCGACCUUUGUAACACCACAGACUUUCUUUAAGAUCACUCCCACCCACCCAGGGGGAACAAUUGGUACAGUUUUAUGCAAAUCGGUGACGGGUGGCUGCCUCGCAUGGAUUGCUGGAAUCUCCUCAGUAGUCACUUUGGUUGCAAUUGCCGCUAAACGAUAUUUUGCGGUAAUCUACCCUGCUGGUAGCAUGGGCAAACUUACCAAGCGUAAACUGAAGGUGAUCAUUCCUGGUUCAUGGAUCUUCGCAUUGAUAGUCAACAUACCACUGUUUCUAGUCUUAAACGUAAAGGACAAUGCCUGUACGUUGAGUGAAGAAUGGAUACAGAAAGUUUAUAUUUUGUACUGGACAGCCAUCGUAAUUGCAGCCAUAGUACUGAUGGCUGGGUUGUAUUCCAGAAUCGUGUGCACCAUCUGGUUCAAACAUGGGCCCGACAAUCAACUUACCUUUCAACAGAGGGUAAGCAGUAAGGGAGCUCAUCAGUCACCGUAAUCUGAGUUCUUUUGGCCACUUACAAAUGUAUCUAUAAAUUGAAAGAAAACCUAAAAAUAGCAUUUUACUAAGAUAGAAAAACACGAAAGAGAUACCGUUGAGCAACAGUGAUAGUUAGGGAUGGAGAAGAUUGACACGGAUUAUAAACAACAGACGUAAAAAUGUCAGGCUAAAUUUUUAAGUUGCGCAAACAAUGACGAAGCUACUUUGAGAAACAAGAUCAAUAUGUGAACGCUUUUCGUUGGCUGCUCUGACGAUAGCUACUGAAGUGUUCAAAUGAACGCUCAUGACUGAAACUUGCAGAUAGCCACGUUUUUUUUCAAUUAUAUUCUGGUGCCCGAACAUUCUGGAAACGUCUUGUUCGAGCGUUGCUGUUAAGUGAAUACUCUCCACCAAGCAGUAACCAUGGAAAACAAACGCAAACAAAAUAUCACUCUCUCUGUUUUUUGAAAUGUCUUCACCUUUGUAAAUACUCUGAAUACUUAAGAAUGGCUGACUGUUAGGA
Molecule: messenger RNA, 1713 nt
Organism: Orbicella faveolata
Lineage: Eukaryota; Metazoa; Cnidaria; Anthozoa; Scleractinia; Merulinidae
Product: QRFP-like peptide receptor
Biological process (GO): cellular response to hormone stimulus; G protein-coupled receptor signaling pathway
Cellular component (GO): plasma membrane
Molecular function (GO): G protein-coupled receptor activity; peptide binding
Source: RefSeq, a predicted model, not a curated record